AUGGGUGCCACCAGGGACCUGCUGUGGUUAUUCCUGCUAAAUGCAGUGCUCCUGGAUGCCAUCUCACCUAAUCUACACAAAAAUUAUUCUUCCCAAAAAGAUGCCACCAAUGCCACAGCCAGCCUCACUGUCUCUGCUCCUUUAGACGCCACAGCCAAAGAUCUACCCCAGUUCAGGUUGGCCACUCCUCCAGAUGCCACCAUCAGCCUGGUGAACGGCAGAGGCCACUGCGAGGGUCGCGUGGAGAUUUCACACUCAGGGGGCCGGGGCACUGUCUGUGACGAUGGCUGGGACAUGAACGAUGCCCAGGUGGUGUGCAGGCAGCUGGGAUGUGGAGCUGCCCUUUCUGCAACAUCAGGGGCCUCCUUUGGACAAGGCAAUGGCAGCAUCUACCUGGACGAUGUGAACUGCACAGGCUCGGAGUCAUCCAUCUUCCAGUGCAGCCACCGUGGCUGGGGCAGCCACAAUUGUGCCCACAGUGAAGAUGCUGGUGUUGUGUGCUCAGGUACCACUGAUGCCACCACCAUCAGCCUGGUGAACGGCAGGAACCGCUGCGAGGGUCGCGUGGAGAUUUCACACUCUGGGGUCCGAGGCACUGUCUGUGAUGAUGGCUGGGACAUGAACGAUGCCCAGGUGGUGUGCAGGCAGCUGGGAUGUGGAGCUGCUGUUUCUGCAACAUCAGGGGCCUCCUUUGGACAAGGCAGUGGCAGCAUCUACCUGGACGAUGUGAACUGCGCAGGCUCGGAGUCAUCCAUCUUCCAGUGCAGCCACAGCGGCUGGGGCAGCCACAAUUGUGGCCACAGUGAAGAUGCUGGUGUUGUGUGCUCAGGUGCCACAAGCACAACUACAGACAGCCCCAUUUCCGUUCCUUCAGAAUCUCUUCCCAAGUUUUCCAUACCUCCUUCUUUCCCAGAUGCCACCAUCAGCCUGGUGAACGGCAGAGGCCACUGCGAGGGUCGCGUGGAGAUUUCACACUCAGGGGGCCGGGGCACUGUCUGUGACGAUGGCUGGGACAUGAACGAUGCCCAGGUGGUGUGCAGGCAGCUGGGAUGUGGAGCUGCCCUUUCUGCAACAUCAGGGGCCUCCUUUGGACAAGGCAAUGGCAGCAUCUACCUGGACGAUGUGAACUGCACAGGCUCGGAGUCAUCCAUCUUCCAGUGCAGCCACCGUGGCUGGGGCAGCCACAAUUGUGCCCACAGUGAAGAUGCUGGUGUUGUGUGCUCAGGUACCACUGAUGCCACCACCAUCAGCCUGGUGAACGGCAGGAACCGCUGCGAGGGUCGCGUGGAGAUUUCACACUUGGGGGACCGUGGCACUGUCUGUGACGAUGGCUGGGACAUGAACGAUGCCCAGGUGGUGUGCAGGCAGCUGGGAUGUGGAGCUGCUGUUUCUGCAACAUCAGGGGCCUCCUUUGGACAAGGCAGUGGCAGCAUCUACCUGGAUGAUGUGAACUGCACAGGAUGGGAGUUGUCUCUCUUCCGGUGCAGCCACCGUGGCUGGGGCAGCCACAAUUGUGCCCACAGUGAAGAUGCUGGUGUUGUGUGCUCAGAUGCCACCACCAUCAGCCUGGUGAACGGCAGGAACCGCUGCGAGGGUCGCGUGGAGAUUUCACACUCUGGGGGCCAAGGCACUGUCUGUGAUGAUGGCUGGGACAUGAACGAUGCCCAGGUGGUGUGCAGGCAGCUGGGAUGUGGAGCUGCUGUUUCUGCAACAUCAGGGGCCUCCUUUGGACAAGGCAGUGGCAGCAUCUACCUGGACGAUGUGAACUGCAUGGGAUCAGAAUCAUCCCUCUUAAAAUGCAGCCACAAUGGCUGGGGCAUUCACAACUGUGGCCACAGUGAAGAUGCUGGUGUUGUGUGCUCAGGUACCACUAGUGGGUAAGAACUUUCUCCCUACAUCCAUCUGGUGAACGGAAGGCACCAGUGUGAAGGUCGUGUUGAGAUCUACUACCGGGGACGGUCGGGGACAGUGUGUGAUGACUUCUGGGACCUCGCUGACGCCCAGGUUGUGUGCAGGCAGCUGGGCUGUGGCAGGGCCAUUGCAGCUCUGGGAAGUGCCUACUUUGGGCAAGGCUCAGGUGACAUUGUGCUGGACAACGUCAGGUGCAGUGGAAAUGAGGUGUCCUUGCUGCGCUGCAAUCACACGGGGUGGAGAAUCCACAACUGCGCCCACUAUGAAGAUGCUUCUGUUGUCUGUUCAGAGGAGUCUGAUUCAAAACAAGCAGAGGCAAUAUCAACAUAUACAACAGAUUCAGCACUGGAGACAACCUCCACAGUAGGGACAACACCCAUAGAAUCAAUGAUGUCUCUAAGAGAGACAUCAAUGUCAGCAUCAACAGUCUUCACAGAGGAGAUGACAUCCCCUGGGGAGAUGGGCACAACUGGAUUAACAACCAACACAGAGGAGACAAGCGCCAUGGCGACAUCAGCCCCCAGAUCAGAGGCAUCCUUCCUAGUGGAGAUGGCCGCCACAGAGCCAAUGACAACCCUAGCAGUCACACCCAACCCAUGGCAAACGACCAUGAGAGAGAUGUCUGCUUUACCAGAGACAGAAGUGUCAUCCUCUGCCCCACCACUGCCGUACUCACUGCCUGCUAUGAUCACCACAGUGGAGGAGAGCACAACAGGGCCAGGAGUGCGGCUGUCGGGCGGCAGGAAUGGCUGCGAGGGCCGCGUGGAGCUGUACGACGGCAGCACCUGGGGCACGGUGUGUGACGACCAGUGGGACCUGAGGGAUGCCCAGGUGGUGUGCCAGCAGCUGGGCUGUGGCCAGGCCCUGGCUGCACUGGACACUGCUCACUUUGGCCCGGGCUCCGGCCGCAUCUUCCUGGACGACGUGCAGUGCCGUGGGGACGAGCCCUCCCUACAGAUGUGCCAACACAAUGGUUGGGGCGUGCACAACUGCAGGCGUGUGGAGGAUGCCAGUGUCAUCUGUGCAGGGCCAGGCGUGCGACUGUCGGGCGGCAGGAACGGCUGCGAGGGCCGCGUGGAGCUGUACGACGGCAGCACCUGGGGCACGGUGUGUGACGACCAGUGGGACCUGAGGGAUGCCCAGGUGGUGUGUCAGCAGCUGGGCUGUGGCCAGGCCCUGGAUGCCCCACAAAAUGCUCACUUUGGGCGGGGCUCUGGCCGCAUCUUCCUGGACGACGUGCAGUGCCGCGGAGACGAGCCCUCCCUGCAGAUGUGCCGGCACAACGGCUGGGGUGUGCAAAACUGCGGGCAUAUAGAGGAUGCCAGUGUCAUCUGUGCAGCUGCCAAUCCAACCACUCCUUCUCAAUGGCCACUCACAACAGGGCCAGGCGUGCGGCUGUCGGGCGGCAGGAACGGCUGCGAGGGCCGCGUGGAGCUGUACGACGGCAGCACCUGGGGCACGGUGUGUGACGACCAGUGGGACCUGCGGGAUGCCCAGGUGGUGUGCCAGCAGCUGGGCUGUGGCCAGGCUCUGGGAGCGCCACGCAACGCUCGCUUUGGGCCGGGCUCCGGCCGCAUCUUCCUGGACGAUGUGCAGUGCCGCGGGGACGAGCCCUCCCUGCAGAUGUGCCAGCACAACGGCUGGGGCGUGCACAACUGCGGGCACGUGGAGGAUGCCAGUGUCAUCUGUGCAGGCUGGGCUCUUCUGCUGCCCGUGCGGCUGUCAGGCGGCAGGAACGGCUGCGAGGGCCGUGUGGAGCUGUACGACGGCAGCACCUGGGGCACGGUGUGUGACGACCAGUGGGACCUGCGGGAUGCCCAGGUGGUGUGUCAGCAGCUGGGCUGUGGCCAGGCCCUGGGAGCCCCACAAAAUGCUCGCUUUGGCCCGGGCACUGGCCGCAUCUUCCUGGACGAUGUGCAGUGCCGCGGGGACGAGCCCUCCCUGCAGAUGUGCCGGCACAACGGCUGGGGUAUGCACAACUGCAGGCACAUGGAGGAUGCCAGUGUCAUCUGUGCAGCCCCCCAGACAACUCCUCCUCCUCAAUGGCCGCUCACAACAGGAACUCAAACCAAUGCCUUGUGCCGUGUGUCAGGGCCCGGUGUGCGGCUGUCAGGCGGCAGGAACGGCUGUGAGGGCCGCGUGGAGCUGUACGACGGCAGCACCUGGGGCACGGUGUGUGACGACCAGUGGGACCUGCACGAUGCCCAGGUGGUGUGCCAGCAGCUGGGCUGUGGCCAGGCCCUGGGAGCCCCACAAAAUGCUCGCUUUGGCCCGGGCUCCGGCCGCAUCUUCCUGGACGACGUGCAGUGCCACGGGGACGAGCCCUCCCUGCAGAUGUGCCAGCACAACGGCUGGGGCGUGCACAACUGCGGGCACAUGGAGGAUGCCAGUGUCAUCUGUGCAGGGCCCGGUGUGCGACUGUCGGGCGGCAGGAACAGCUGCGAGGGCCGCGUGGAGCUGUACGACGGCAGCACCUGGGGCACGGUGUGUGACGACCAGUGGGACCUGCGGGAUGCCCAGGUGGUGUGCCAGCAGCUGGGCUGUGGCCAGGCCCUGGGAGCCCCACAAAAUGCUCGCUUUGGCCCGGGCUCCGGCCGCAUCUUCCUGGACGAUGUGCAGUGCCGCGGGGACGAGCCCUCCCUGCAGAUGUGCCAGCACAACGUCUGGGGCGUGCACAACUGCGGGCACAUGGAGGAUGCCAGUGUCAUCUGUGCAGGGCCCGGCGUGCGGCUGUCGGGCGGCAGGAACAGCUGCGAGGGCCGCGUGGAGCUGUACGACGGCAGCACCUGGGGCACGGUGUGUGACGACCAGUGGGACCUGCACGAUGCCCAGGUGGUGUGCCAGCAGCUGGGCUGUGGCCAGGCCCUGGGAGCGCCACGCAACGCUCGCUUUGGGCCGGGCUCCGGCCGCAUCUUCCUGGACGAUGUGCAGUGCCGCGGGGACGAGCCCUCCCUGCAGAUGUGCCGGCACAACGGCUGGGGCGUGCACAACUGCGGGCACAUGGAGGAUGCCAGUGUCAUCUGUGCAGCUCCAGUGGCCACCUCAACACCUCCACCAGCACCUUAUUUUUGUGGUGGCUCAGUCUCAGAUCCCUCUGGGAUGCUGCAGAGUCCCAACUAUCCUGGAAAUUAUCCAAACGACGCUGACUGCGUGUGGGAAAUACAAGUAGAGAACAAUUUCCGUGUAACACUCACAUUUAGAGAUAUUGUGAUGCAAAGCAGGACAUGCCAGCACGACUACAUUGAAGUCUAUGAUGGACCUCUCCACUCUUCCCCUAUGCUUGGGAGAUUCUGCUCUGGCUCCUUUCCCACAUACGUGUCCUCUUCAAACAUGAUGAGUGUUCGCUUCCACAGCGAUUCCAGAUUCUCCUUCAGAGGCUUUCAGGCUCACUACUCCUCCAUUCCAGCACGUCACAACACCACCAUUCAGUGCUUGCCAGACUACAUGCACGUAGUGGUCAGCAGAGACUACCUCCAGUCCCAGGGCUACUCAGCACGGAGGGUCACCCUGAAUGACAAUCGCUGCAGACCGACAGUCACCUCCCAGGAGGUUGUAUUCAACAUCCCCUACAACGGCUGUGGGACAAUACAAGAGGAGAACAACGACACAAUCAACUACUCCAACACCAUCAGGGUCGCAUCUUCCGGGUACAUAAUCAAGAGGAAGAAGAACAUCAACUUGCACGUCAGCUGCAAAAUGCUGAGGAAGAGCUGGCAGCAGGUGGUGUACGCUGCUGAGGACACCGUGGAUGUGGACGAGUACCAGUUUGGGAGAUACAACAUGAACAUCACCUUCUACGAGUCCCCGGCGUUCCGGCGCCAAGUGCACGCCUCUCCCUACUACAUCGACCUCAACCAAAACCUCUACCUGCAAGCCUGUCUUCACAGCUCGGACCCAAACCUGAAGGUGGUUGUGGACACGUGUGUGGCAGCACCUGACCCUCGUGAUUUUAACAGGCUGGCCUAUUACUUAGUCAGGAAUGGGUGUCCUAGAGAUUCUUCCUAUGCCACCUACUACUCCCCUUCCAGCCACUUUGCUCGGUUCAAGUUUAACGCAUUCGAGUUCAUGAGCCAGCACCCGUCGGUGUACCUCAAGUGCCAGAUGCUGGUCUGCAGGCUCGGGGACUACUCCUCCCGCUGCUACAGGGGCUGCAGCUCCAGGCCCAAGAGGGACACCAGCCCUGCUGAGGAACAAGUGGAUGUGGUGGUUGGGCCCCUCCAGCUCCGAGGAGGGGAUGCUCCGACAAGUGGAGACUGGUGGGACCAGGCAGACACAGAACUAAAGGCAAUAUGGGAAAAAAUUGUCGAGUGGAUUAAAGAAGAAUUGGAGCACAGAGUUCCACCACAACCACAGCUUAGACUGGAAUCUGGUGGGCACCGAUGCGCCGGGAGGGUUGAAGUUUAUCAUGAUGGAAAAUGGGGCACGGUCUGUGAUGAUUAUUUCAAUAUGAACAGCGCCAACAUUGUGUGCAGACAACUUCACUGUGGCCAAGCUGUCUCUGUCCUGGGACUGUCUUACUUUGGCCAGAGUGGAAAAGUUAUCCCCUUGGAUGAUGUGCAGUGUAGAGGAAGUGAAUCCCACCUUUGGGACUGCCAGCUGGGAUGCAACGCGCUCCACAGUUGCACCAACAGCACCACCACAGAGGAGAGCAGGACAUCAGAAAUCCCAAUUACACCACAGACAGCCUCUGCAAACACUUCGGAACCAAACCUGAUACCUGCUGCACUGGAAGCAAACGUGACAACCCCGGCUGCAGAAAUCCUUUCCACGCUGGCUGAAGCAACAGCCUCUCCUACUGCUGAACCUGCAGAUGUAAACACACCAACAGCCUCUCCUACUGCUGAACCUGCAGAUGUAAACCCAUCAACAGCCUCUCCUACUGCUGAACCCGCAGAUGUAAACACACCAACAGUCUCUCCUAAUGCUGAACCUGCAGAUGUAAACCCAUCAACAGCCUCUCCUACUGCUGAACCUGCAGAUGUAAACACACCAACAGCCUCUCCUACUGCUGGACCUGCAGAUGUAAACACACCAACAGCCUCUCCUAAUGCUGAACCUGCAGAUGUAAACACACCAACAGCCUCUCCUACUGCUGAACCUGCAGAUGUAAACACACCAACAGCCUCUCCUACUGCUGAACCCGCAGAUGUAAACACACCAGCAGCCUCUCCUAGUGCUGCACCAGCAGACACUACCCCUGCCCCUGCAGAAGGCAGAACACCUGGAGCACCAGAGAUAGGCUCACCUGCUGCAUCAGUCCGUCCACCUCCUGAAACAGCAGCCAUUGCCACUGGUAAAUGA
Molecule: messenger RNA, 7212 nt
Organism: Camarhynchus parvulus
Lineage: Eukaryota; Metazoa; Chordata; Aves; Passeriformes; Thraupidae
Gene: DMBT1
Product: deleted in malignant brain tumors 1
Exons: 46
Cellular component (GO): membrane
Source: RefSeq, a predicted model, not a curated record